UCUAAAUGAGCAGCAGGGGGCGCGCGAGGCUCGUGGGAAACUCCACAUGUUUCUCUUUGUUUUGACUGAGAACAAAAGUAGAGCUGAACUCAAACUGUCAGGAAAAACAGCCUAAACAUGAAGAACAGAGGAGAGAAGGUGCUCCUGUGACACACUGCAGGCAUUCUGCACAUGAGUGUGUGUGUAAUAUCGUGUGUCACGUCUAAAAUAAAGACUUUCACGGAUCUGCGCGUGUCUGGAGUGACAGAAGACGGUUUCUUCCCAGCAUCAUGAGACGGUGAGCUCAGUGUGGAUCAGUGAUGGCAGAAACCCACGUCGACAAAUCUCACCUGCCCGCUGUUUAUGACGUGUGCCAGUGUUUCUCUGUGUUAGAGGACGGCGCUCUGGCUCACAGUCUUCAAGAGCAGGAAAUUGAGCAGUUUUACAGCACCAACAUCCAGAAGAACCAGGCGGUGCAGAGCGAUGUUCGUUUGGCCCAGAGACUUCAGGAGGAAGAGGAGCAGCGAGUGGAUCUGGAGGAGGAGGACCGCAGAUACGCACGGCUGAUUCAGGAAGAGCUCCAGAGGUGUGCUGAGGAGGCCAGGAGACGAGAGCAAGAGGAUGAGGAAAUGGCUAAACAGCUUCAGGAAGAAGAAGAGAUGGAGAUGAGACGGCAGAGGGCGGACUCUGGUCACCAUGAACAUGACUGUGUUUCUCCUCUAUGUGAAGGGUUGGGGAUCUGGGAGCAGGUGCUUCAGGACGCUGAGCUGGCCCGUAGACUUCAGGAGGAAGAGGAGAUGAUGCCUCGCAGAGAUUUUCCCCGCAGCUCUGGAUCAGAGGUGGACUUCAUUGCGGCUCAAGUGGCCCAAGAUGAGGAGAUCGCACACUACAUGCAGCAGCGCCGUCACAGAAGAGUCACCCACAGGCCACAAGACCUAGAGAUCCAGACCAGACCAGCAGAACCAACACAUGAAGGAGGACACACCACAACCAGGAAGGCUCUUCAGAUGCUGCGAGAGAGGCUGAACUCAGACGGACUGCAUUCGCCAGUGGAAGAGGAAGACUACACCAUUGAAAACCAUCCAGCAAGCCCAUCAUGCACUGCACUCCGAAACCAACACAUGCACAACAUUGCAGAGGAACUGGACCCAACGUUCAAGGCUCGGAAGCGUGAGAGCCACAUUUCCAGCAGCCCCCCGUCAGCAGGUUUGUGCUUGGCCACUCGUAACCCGCACAGCAUCUUUUAUGACUAUUUACCAGAACCCACCUUCAUACCACCAACCAAACGGCAGAGCGACAAAGCAGGACGUCACAAAGCCAGAGACAAGAAAGAGAACUGUAAACAACAGUGAACGUAUGUUUAACUCACUCUCAGUUUUCUAUGAUCAAUUUUAGAACUGAGUUUAGAACGGUUGAUUUUCUAAUGUUCCAUUCAUGCACUCUUAGAAAAAGUUCAAUAUAGAACCCUAUGGUUCUUGACUCAGUUUGAAAGAUCUCUUUAUGCCAGAAAGGUUCUAUAUAGGUAAAUUAUUUCGUGAUACUUCAAUAUUUAAUGGGUUAUUUACAUGUUUUCUUGUGAUAAAGGAUAUUUACGAGCUGUUUAAUUGAUAAAAUUUUAUUGAAAUGAAUCAAUUAAAACUAAAUCCAUAAAAUGAUCCCAUGAUGGAAACACUUUAAGGUUCUAUAUAGAACUGAUAGAGCCCCUCACGGAACACUUUAAGGUUCUAUAUAGAACUGAGAGCGCCUGACGGAACACACUAAGGUUCUAUAUAGAACUGAGAGCGCCUGACGGAACACACUAAGGUUCUAUAUAGAACUGAUAGAGCGCCUGACGGAACACACUAAGGUUCUAUAUAGAACUGAUAGAGCGCCUGAUGGAACACACUAAGGUUCUAUAUAGAACUGAUAGAGCGCCUCACGGAACACUUUAAGGUUCUAUAUAGAACUGAUAGAGCGCCUGACGGAACACACUAAGGUUCUAUAUAGAACUGAUAGAGCGCCUGAUGGAACACACUAAGGUUCUAUAUAGAACUGAUAGAGCGCCUCACGGAACACUUUAAGGUUCUAUAUAGAACUGAUAGAGCGCCUGACGGAACACACUAAGGUUCUAUAUAGAACUGAUAGAGCGCCUCACGGAACACUUUAAGGUUCUAUAUAGAACUGAUAGAGCGCCUGAUGGAACACACUAAGGUUCUAUAUAGAACUGAUAGAGCGCCUCACGGAACACUUUAAGGUUCUAUAUAGAACUGAUAGAGCGCCUGACGGAACACACUAAGGUUCUAUAUAGAACUGAUAGAGCGCCUGACGGAACACUUUAAGAACUGAUAGAGCGCCUGACGGAACACACUAAGGUUCUAUAUAGAACUGAUAGAGCGCCUGAUGGAACACACUAAGGUUCUAUAUAGAACUGAUAGAGCGCCUCACGGAACACUUUAAGGUUCUAUAUAGAACUGAUAGAGCGCCUGACGGAACACACUAAGGUUCUAUAUAGAACUGAUAGAGCGCCUCACGGAACACUUUAAGGUUCUAUAUAGAACUGAUAGAGCGCCUGAUGGAACACACUAAGGUUCUAUAUAGAACUGAUAGAGCGCCUGACGGAACACUUUAAGGUUCUAUAUAGAACUGAUAGAGCGCCUGACAGAACACACUAAGGUUCUAUAUAGAACUGAUAGAGCGCCUCACGGAACACUUUAAGGUUCUAUAUAGAACUGAUAGAGCGCCUGACGGAACACUUUAAGGUUCUAUAUAGAACUGAUAGAGCGCCUGACGGAACACACUAAGGUUCUAUAUAGAACUGAUAGAGCGCCUGAUGGAACACACUAAGGUUCUAUAUAGAACUGAUAGAGUGCCUGACGGAACACUUUAAGGUUCUAUAUAGAACUGAUAGAGCGCCUCACGGAACACUUUAAGGUUCUAUAUAGAACUGAUAGAGCGCCUGACGGAACACACUAAGGUUCUAUAUAGAACUGAUAGAGCGCCUGACGGAACACUUUAAGGUUCUAUAUAGAACUGAUAGAGCGCCUGACGGAACACUUUAAGGUUCUAUAUAGAACUGAUAGAGCGCCUGACGGAACACUUUAAGGUUCUAUAUAGAACUGAGAGUGCCUGACGGAACACUUUAAGGUUCUAUAUAGAACUGAUAGAGCGCCUCACGGAACACUUUAAGGUUCUAUAUAGAACUGAUAGAGCGCCUGACGGAACACUUUAAAGUUCUAUAUAGAACCACUUCUAUAUAUAUCAAUGGGUUUUUAAGGCCUGAAACAAGGUCUGUUGUUAAGGUCGUUCACGUUUUAUUCUACAUAAAAUACAUCUUUAAUUUGAUUUUUGAAAACUUUACUUGAAAAAAGCAGUUGCUAACGUGUGGUGAAAUGGGACUAUAGAGGUUAUCAGAGACAUUCAAUGUCAUCAGAUCAGACAGGUAAACUCAUCUUCUACCCAGUCACAUGGUUUAUAAUAUAAAGUUGUUCACUUGUGAAGAUUAUCAUGAUGAGCAAAACGUGAGAAUCACAAACCAUUGUUGGACUUUUUUUUUUUCUGCAAUAAUUCAUACUGCGUUUUGUCAAAGCAAAUUUACGGUUUAAACUACAAAAAUACGAAAUCACGGCAGCGCUCUCUUAGUGAUGAUUUCCAGAGACAUAUCUUUGUUGACAAUCAAACACCUGCUACGAUAACAGUCUCCAUGUGUUGGCCAAUAGAUCAUCUUUAUGGUCAGAAGCUGGAAAUAUCACAUGUAAAUACUGCACAUCUUAUUUUAGAUGGAAUGCAGCAUUGUAAACAAGACUCGAAUGGUUACACUGUGAUAGAAGACUGAAUAUAUUGUAUUUUUUAACCUUCAGGUAUUUGCUUAGAUGAGUCAUUUAAUGUACAUGCAGUGGAAUAACAUCUUUGUUAACUAAAUCAGGUCAAAUGGAAAAAAAACAAGAGUUAAGUGAAGGAUAAUACACCAGAGACCUGUGAUUUUAUGUGUGUUAAAGGGAUAUAGACUUAUUAAUGCUUCACAAUAGCUUUAUUUCACAGCAUUUUCAAAGGGGUUUAGUCCACAUUUGUUUUUUUUUAAUUUGUGUUCCUCAUUUUCACUUCUAAAAAAAAAAGAGCAGCUCUGUGUUUAAUAGUGUUGCGAAACAGGAUUCAGAAAAUAACCUGUGAUGUCUUUUACCAGAAAGAUUCAGGGUUUUUGCAGUUGGAAAUUUCAGUGGAUUUAAAAUAAUGCUAUGCAGGGGAAUUCGGAUGGUGCUGAAUUAAAAUAUCAAACGGCGUCACAUCCUGACAGCCUACAGUAUUUCAGUGCAGAGGUCUGUAAGCGUGUGUGACAUCAUCCCUGUUCUCUAAAGGGCAACUGAACGUCUAUUGUUUAAAGGUCUCAUAUUUGAGGAUUUCCUUUUUUUUUUCUUGUGUUAACAUGUGUUUUCAUAAUAAAAGUCAUCUGAGCACAA
Pimephales promelas (fathead minnow) is the source of this 4412-nucleotide messenger RNA. The record is from RefSeq and is a predicted model, not a curated record. NCBI's taxonomy places the organism in Eukaryota, Metazoa, Chordata, Actinopteri, Cypriniformes, Leuciscidae.